UACUACACCGUCUUUCCCCGCUCACAGAAUCUCCUUCUUUUCCAUCUCUCCCUUACUUCUUCAACUAUGGCGUCCUCAGAUACCAAGAGCGCGCCACUGGCCGACGAGCUGCGGGAAUAUGCCGAAUCUCUCGACCCCUCUGUCUACCCCAAGGGUAACAACUUCAAAUGCAACAAGUGCUCAAACUUGCUCAUAGACGGGUGGAAACUGGACUGUUGCAACAGGCUCAUCUGCGGCCCAUGCCACGACGAACUGGAAUUCCCAACAACUUGCCCGGUCUGCGACCACUCGCCGCUUGAAGAAACAGCCUGCGUCAUCCACAAAGCAACGCGUUCGACCAUUCGAGUGUGGCUCUCAAAGCUGAAGGCCAAAGAGGCAAGAAAGGCCGCUGAAGAAGCAGCAGCAGCAGCAGCAGCGACGCCCACAUCGGAAGCUGCGCCGGGACCGUCCGAGCAAUCUUUGGAUCAGUUGGAUAAACAAACGCCUGACCACACUGCUGUUGGCGAUGGAAACAAGGUGGUUGAGAGCAUUGAGGAAGCGCAGGCGACUGAUUCUGCGUCAACCGCCAUGUCCACUUCCGUGGUUGCUGAGAGUGAAAAGUCUCAGCAGCAACCACCUGUCGCUCCAGUCGGAGAGGAAUCCAAUGCUCCUGGGAUAGACUCUCAACCUGAAGGUCAGAGCGGUGAGCCUACUGCUUCUGACGCAGACGUGAAUGGCGACAGCGCCCAAGAUAUGCCUGAUCAGGGUGACGCUGCUCUCAACAAUCAGAUGAUGGAUCAAAACGGCAUGGCUGGUCAGUUUGGCAAUUUUGGCUUUGGACAGAACGCCGCCGGAUUCAACAACAACGGGAUGGGCUUCAAUGGAAUGAACCCCAUGAACCCCAUGUCCAACAUGAUGGGCAAUGGCGCCUGGAAUAUGAACACUAUGGGCUUUGGCAUGAACGGCAUGAAUGGCAUGAACGGUAUGCCCGGCAUGUACAACGGCUUUGGUGGGAACAUGGGUAUGGGAAUGAAUGACAUGUCCUCCAUGAACUACGGAGGUGGCUAUGGAAAUGGCUGGAAUGGCAUGGGCGGUGCAGGCUAUGGCGGCGGGUACAACUCUAUGGCUGGUGGAUAUAAUCAAUCUGGAACAUAUCCCGGCAUGAUGAACCACUUCGCGAAGAAUAAUUUCUCCCAUCAAAACCGCUUCCCAGCCAAUGGAGCUUUUUCCCAGCAGCGCAACUCCAGAAACGGAAGUUUCGGGGGUUAUGGCGCAGGUCACAACCAGAAGUUCAAGAACAACAGUCGGCCUGGCAGUCGAAAUGGCCCCAGCCAAAACCGCGACGGUGAAUCACCUGCUGCAUCUGCACAUGCUGGUGCAGGUGCCGAAGCAAAGACCCACGACGCUGGCGUUAAGACGUCCGCAGAGACACAAGACGAAGGUAAUGGUGAAACUAAUAGUAAUAAAGAGGCUGCCAACCUCGAGAGUGUUCCGGAUGCUGGUGACGGGUCCGAUGUUGCCCCGCGACAUGCUGAGAACUUGACUGAGACAGCAGAACAAGAAUCAAAUGAAACGACUGCUUUGAAGCACAUUGAAACAGUCGAUACUUUUCAAGAUGACGGCUCCGAUUUCGAUGCCUCAAACAAUUACGGCAUGCAAGGUGGUAUGGUAAAUUUCGCGCAUGGUAUGGGAAAUCAGGGUUACCAGCCCAAUAACUUUGGCUAUCGAGGUGGAAACAGUGCUGCAUAUGGCGAUUCAACUGUUCUAACUGGCGAGCCACGAGGCUUGGGUGUAGCAGGUGCUCCUACUGGUCCUCGAGCUAUGCGUGAGGGUAAUAACUUUGCCCGCUCCAACAACUCGCGCUUCAACCCGCCACCUGCCCGAUCUACUCCAUCGCACAGCGUCGCACCCGGCAGUCCCCAGCCAAGAGCUAGGUCGAGAUCUCUUGGACGAGAUGAUACUCUGCGUUCCAAGGACCGGUCGCCUUCGCGUUCUAGAUCUCCAGUAAAAGACCAAUGGCGACGCGACCAAGCCGAUUCAAAGUACCCAGAAGACCGCGAACGAACGCCGGCGGAUAACGAUGUCGAUCAAGACCGCCACCGUCGACAUCAUCGCGCAUCCAAGUAUGACGACCGAGAUACGUAUGACAGAGAGUCAAGGGGAAAUCGCACGAGGAGCGCGUCGGUUGACUCCAAAUACCGGAGCAGCCGCCGUGAUAAGGACAAAUAUCGGUCCUCACGCUCUCAUCGAGACCGCAGCCGGGAGCAUCGACGUCGUCAUCGAACACGCUCACCUAUCGCUGAAGACAGAUACAGCGAUAAGGAUUUCGCGGAGGAUUCGAGCUCCAGGCGCAAGAACCGAAACGACAAGGACAGACACCGGGAUCGUUCUCGCGACCGCGAUGGCUCGCGUGAUAGAGACCGUGAGCGCGAGAAGCGACACCGCAAAGACCGUGAUUACGAUGAUGAUAAGUAUCGCUCGAGGGACAAGGACCGUGAUCGUAGACGCCGCCGAGACCGCGAUGCCGAAGAGGAUGAGCGUGAUUAUGACGACAAGUAUCGCUCCUCCCGACGAAGCCGCAAAGACCGAGACGAGCGAGACCGGGAUCGUGGCCGUGACUAUGACUACGAAAAGGAAACCAGGUCUGGUACUUCAACUCGCGGCGUUUCACCGCCAUCCAAUGCACCUACUGGCCCUUCUGCCGAUAACUUCUCCUUCCGAGGUGCAAGUAGGUCCAAGGCCUCAGCAGCAAUGCCACCUCCCACGGGACCACGUGCAGAUCGAGACAGGAACUCGCGCAAAACUAGCAUCGAUACCAUGUCCACGCCCGUCACUCCCACAGUACAAGAUCACUACGCCGCCGAGCGCGAGCGCAACGCCCGUGAACGCGUCGGUCUAGAACGACCCAACAGCCGCGACAACAAGCACUCGAGCAACAGCAACAGCCGCUCCCUACACUCCCGAACCACCUCUUCUUCUACCCCCCGCUCACCCGCUGUCUCAUCCAAACGUCCCCGCGUUGACGAUGACGAGGAUUUCCCUAAUUUGAAGAAGAAAGCUGCUGCUGUGGCACCACUCCCCCCUACCGCACCGGCUUCGCACCACCGCGACAAACGUAGUAAGAGUGGUGGCGAGGGCACGGGUAAUGGAGGCGAGCUCGCGAAUCUCUUCACAAAAGGUCUCAGGAAGAAGGCUGGUGCGCCUGUUAGGCGUGGUAGUGUCAAGAUUGAUGGCGCCGAGGAGCGUGAGCGGGAUCGGGACCGCAGACGUUGA
Periconia digitata is the source of this 3252-nucleotide messenger RNA. The record is from the annotation of a GenBank genome assembly. NCBI's taxonomy places the organism in Eukaryota, Fungi, Ascomycota, Dothideomycetes, Pleosporales, Periconiaceae.